AUGGAUACCUGGCUCUCCACCCUGCAGGCGGUCUAUCUUGACGUGCUCCACCCAAAGGCCGAAGGCCUGAGAUUUCCAGAAGACGAGCUGCAAAGCAUCCGUUACCGACUGAUCAAUGGGGGCAUGCGGGCUAUAGCUUUAGAAGUAAGACUUGAAAGUGGCCGUUUGGACGAAGAUGACCUCACUCUCGAUGCCAUCGCGUUUGUCGGAGUAACCAUGCACGAUGCUUGCGAUUACCGCCAUGACAAUCUGGCUAAUGAGUUCUAUAAUACCUUGACAAUACUUUACAUGGCGCGGUACAGAACAACAAUCCUCUUCGAUCAUAUGGUUCCAACAGAGUCGGGGGAUCCGUCAGCGGAGGACCCUUACGGCGACCCCGUUCUGAACCGUAUGAACCCGCUGCCACCAAGUACACACCCAUAUGGCUUUGAUCUUCGCAACCGGUGUUCCAAUAAGGAUCGGUAUGACGAGCUCCUGCGGAAAUGCUUGGCUCACUUCGAAACAUGCUCCGGCUGCUAUCAAUAUGACAAAGUCUCUUGGGAAGCUCGGGUGCCGCUCCUUGGUAAGGCAUACGAAACGAAGUACACCGACUGCAGCUGCCUGGACAUCAUCAGCACGUACAUGGUACUUGCUUGUAUGGAACCAGUUUGGUGGGCUGUGGAUUAUGCUACUGAAUAUACUGGCCCAAUGGAAGAAUGGUCGCCGUUGCUUUGCUGA
Messenger RNA from Aspergillus tubingensis, 717 nucleotides. RefSeq names its product cytochrome P450 family protein. The coding region runs from base 1 to 717 and encodes 238 amino acids. Lineage: Eukaryota; Fungi; Ascomycota; Eurotiomycetes; Eurotiales; Aspergillaceae. The transcript has 2 exons. The record is from RefSeq and is a predicted model, not a curated record.